This is a messenger RNA of Aspergillus pseudonomiae, 1589 nucleotides long. Its product is annotated as putative mitochondrial DNA replication protein (Yhm2). Gene Ontology annotation, biological process: alpha-ketoglutarate transport; mitochondrial citrate transmembrane transport. The record is from RefSeq and is a predicted model, not a curated record. The transcript is spliced from 6 exons. Gene Ontology annotation, cellular component: mitochondrion. Bases 366 to 1313 code for a protein of 315 amino acids. NCBI's taxonomy places the organism in Eukaryota, Fungi, Ascomycota, Eurotiomycetes, Eurotiales, Aspergillaceae. Gene Ontology annotation, molecular function: tricarboxylate secondary active transmembrane transporter activity.
UUGUUUUUGCAGUUUAAGGGGACGGCAACUGGCCUUAGGCCGUCGAGUGCCUAGUCGGGUCUAGCAACUAGUUAACUUGGAGUACGUACGCCGGGUAAUCCAUCCUCCUGGACUUUAUAUUUCCACUCUUUCCUGUGCUGUUUGCCCAUCACUGCUUCUCCUUUCCCCUCUACUUUAUCGGCCACUUAAAUCGUCCCCCGUUUGCCAACCCACGACCAUUCCUAGCGCUUGAAGUUCGAUUGAAAGCAAUCGUUGCUCCUGACGUUCCCAUUGCAAACAACAGUCGACUUCACCUGAUCCCUUAGGCGACGAAGCCCCCAACAUCCCUUGGUCAGGGCCCCUUUCAGCGCUCCCCAAGGUCAGAGAUGUCUACUACCACAGCUGAGAUGGCCACUGCCGGCCACAAGCUCGAGAAGAAGCCCGUCAAGUUCAGCAAUCUGUUGCUCGGUGCAGGAUUGAAUAUGUUCGAGGUCACCACUUUGGGACAGCCGCUGGAAGUGAUCAAGACGACCAUGGCCGCCAAUCGAGGCGACAGUUUCGCCAGCGCUAUGGGUCGGAUAUGGGGUCGUGGCGGGAUCCUCGGUUAUUAUCAAGGUCUCAUUCCGUGGGCCUGGAUUGAGGCCUCCACCAAAGGCGCCGUUCUCCUUUUCGUCGCGUCCGAGGCGGAAUUUGGCGCCAAGGUGCUCGGUGCGCCAGACUUCCUCGCUGGUAUCUCAGGAGGUAUGGCGGGUGGUAUUGCCCAGGCAUAUGCCACUAUGGGUUUCUGUACCUGUAUGAAGACGGUCGAGAUCACCAAGCACAAGAUGGCUGCCCAGGGUGUAAAGCCUCCAAGCACCUUCGCGACUUUCAUGGAUAUCUACCGCAAGGAGGGCAUCCGUGGUAUUAACCGCGGUGUAAAUGCGGUUGCUAUCCGUCAAACUACAAACUGGGGUUCCCGUUUCGGCCUUUCUCGUCUCGCAGAAUCAGCAAUCCGCAAGGUGACCAACAAGGAAGAAGGACAAAAGCUUGGUGCAAUGGAGAAGGUCAUAGCCUCUGGUCUUGGUGGUGGCCUCUCUGCUUGGAACCAGCCUAUUGAAGUCAUUCGUGUCGAGAUGCAGAGUAAGAAGGACGACCCCAACCGGCCUAAGAACUUGACCGUUGGCAAAACCUUCAAGUAUAUCUACGAGACCAAUGGUCUUAAGGGUCUUUACCGUGGAGUUACUCCCCGUAUAGGACUAGGAAUCUGGCAGACCGUCUGCAUGGUGGCUCUUGGUGACAUGGCCAAGGAAGCAGUCGAAAAACUGACGGGCGAUCAAGUUACCGCUAAGCACUAGAGAAGGUUUGAGAUACCCUUCUACUAUGCACGGCCCAGGAGUGAUUGGGUAAUGGAGUCUCGUACUUCCAUCGGAUGGAGUUGCCAUAGAUCACGUGCAUCAAGUAUUGAGUACUUUGAACCCUUGCUACUGAGUCAUAUUUCCGCCUAUAAUAGUACCUAUGAGAUAGUAGUCAGCACAGAUGGUGCUAGUUUUACUUUCCAAGGAUCAUUAAUCCAUUUUAAACUCAUAUAUAUAUGCUGUUUUUUUGUGCUUCCAAGUUGAAGCCAAAAGACC